Molecule: messenger RNA, 750 nt
Organism: Onthophagus taurus
Lineage: Eukaryota; Metazoa; Arthropoda; Insecta; Coleoptera; Scarabaeidae
Source: RefSeq, a predicted model, not a curated record
AUGGAUGUAUUCUUUCCUAACUCAGAGGAUGAAUGGAGAUCAAUUGCACAAUCAUUUGAACGAAGGUGGAACUUUCCUCAUUUAUUAGGUGCAAUUGAUGGAAAACACGUCCAAAUAGUACCUCCAUCUGGAAGUGGUUCCUAUUAUUACAACUACAAGGGAACACACAGCUUAGUCUUAAUGGCUAUUGCAAAUGCAAAUUAUGAAUUUAUUAUGAUUGACUUCGGAGUAAAUGGUAGAAUCUCCGAUGGUGGUGUACUUGAAUAUACUAACUUUUUUAAUAAAUUAGUAAACAAAGAACUGAAUAUACCUCCUGCUACAAAAGUUUUAAACAGUUGUGAAGAAUUACCAUAUGUAUUUAUAGGUGAUGAAGCGUUCUCCCUACGAGCAGAUAUGUUAAAACCAUUUCCUCAACGUGAAUUAAACAAAGAAUCUAAAAUAUAUAACUAUCGGCUAUCACGAGCGCGACAAAUUAUUGAAAAUGUUUUUGGCAUUUUAGCUGCCAGAUUUCGCAUAUUUCAUACAGCCAUACCGGUACAAUUACAUAACACCGAUACCGUAGUUGCUUGCUGCUGUCUUUUACACAAUUACUUAAGAAGAAAGUGUUCAAAUGAUUAUAUACGAACGGAAGAUUUAAAUAAUAUAGAUACAAGAUGUUUUAUGAAUUUGCAAACUAGUAUGAAUCGAAAUCCAGCGGCAGAUCCAAAACGGGUUCGUAUAAAACAUCUUCUUGGUUCAGCUCAAUGGUGA